UUACAUUUUUAAACAUUUACUUUUUAGAACUUAAUUACUUGUUGUAUUUUGUAAAAUUCAUUUAAGUCAUAGAAGAGUAGAGCUUUAUAAAUGUCAUUUGCAAAUAUAAAAAAAACUGAUGUCAUCAACUUUUUGAAAAAAUUUUUUCCAAUACUGGUUUGGCUUCCUCAAUAUAACUUUAAAAAAUUUCGUGGGGAUUUUAUUGCUGGAUUGACUUGUGGUGUUGUUGUUAUUCCGCAAAGCAUUGCCUUUGCCAAUCUUGCUAAACUUCCUCCACAAAAUGGAUUGUAUGCCUCCUUAACACCUGGUCUAAUUUAUGGCAUAUUUGGUACAUCAAAAGACGUAAGUACAGGUACUGCUGUGACUCUUGGCUUGUAUACAUCAAGAUUUAAUCCAACAAACAGUACCAUAGGCGCAUCACUUUUGAGUUUUUUAACUGGAAUCAUUUUGGUGUUAAUGGGUAUUUUUAAACUAGGAUUUUUGAUCAAAUAUGUUCCUCAGCUUGUCAUUAGUGCUUUUGUGUCAGCUACAGCUAUCACCAUUAUUGUAACACAAUUUUCUAAUUUAUUGGGAAUCAAAGGUGCACCUGUAAAUGUAUUUGAGAUUCUAAAACACAUUAUUUUAUAUAUUAAGAAUAAAAAUAACUGGGACAUUUGUAUGAGCGCUUGCUGCCUUAUUAUUCUAACAUUUUUUAUUUUGCUCUCAAACUUGAAGUUGGAAGGAAAACCAGUAUUGAAAAAAAUUGUUUGGUUUUUAUGUGCGGCUCGAAUGGCUAUUGUAUGCCUCUUUGCAACGCUUGCUGUUUAUAUAUUUCAUAUCUAUGGAUACCAACAGAAGUUUUCUAUGGCUGGCAAUAUUCCAAAAGGCCUUCCUCAGUUCCAGAAUCCUUUUGAACCUUGGAAAGAUGGCAAUGUUACAAAAAAAAAAACAAGUGAACUGAUAGAUGGCUAUGGCGCCUCUCUUUUUAUCCUACCAGUUAUUAUGUUUAUUGAACAAAUGUCUAUUACUAAGGCCUUUGGAAAAAAGUUUAAUUACAAAGUAAAAGCACAAAAUGAGUUAAUUGCUAUAGGAAUGAUGAAUAUUGUUGCUUCUUUUUUUGGAGGUUGGACUGUUGGUGGAAGUUUUACACGUUCAGCUGUUAAUUCUAUGAGUGGUGCACAAACUCCUUUAGCAGGUGUAAUAUCAGGAAUCAUUGCAUUAAUAGCUCUAGAGUUUAUGACUCCAGCUUUUUAUUACAUUCCGUCUGCUGCACUUGGAGCUAUGAUGCUGAUGGCCGUUUUAACUAUGAUUGAAAUGAGUUUAAUUAAGAAAAUUUGGAAAAUAUACAAAUGGGACUUACUACCAUUUUUGGCUGCUUUUGGCACAAGUUUUUACAAACUAGAGUAUGGAGUUUUGGCAGGAACUGGGAUUUCAAUACUAAUAAUGCUUUCCCGCGAAGCGCGUCCAAAAUAUUAUUUGGAAAAGGAUGACUCUAAAAAAUCUCUAACAAUUUUACUUAUGGAAAAUUUAACAUAUCCUGGAGUUGAUGCAUUAAAUAAAACAAUUUAUUCCGAAAUUAAUAAAAAUUUUGAAAUCAAAACAUUGUACUUAGAUAUGUCAACUAUGGUGCGAAUUGAUUUUACAAUACUUAAGAAUUUUGAGUUUAUGAAAGAUGAGUUAUUUAAAAUGGGAAUUAGUCUUCAGUUUAUUAAUUUUACUCGUGACUCAGUAAAAUAUAAGUUUUAUAAUGCCGGUUUGAUUCCAGAUAACCCAAUAUUUAAAGAUCAAACAAAUUUUUUAUCAAUGCUACUAGAGUCGAAAACUGAUGAUGCUAAAAAUUAUCAAAGUGAAGGAGAAAUUUCAAAGAUAAAAUAUCUUAAAACUGGAGUAAAUGAAGAAGAUGAUGUUGAAUUCGUCGGCAACAUUCUAGAAAAUAACAAUUUUGUUGUGAACUGAAUGCAGUAUUGAAUACAAUAUUGCUGAGAGCUGUUGUGUACUCAUUGGGUAUAUUUAAAUUUUAAUAUAUAUUCAAAAUUGUAACAUAUUUCCUAAAUUUUGAUAUAUUUUUACAGAAUA
Hydra vulgaris (swiftwater hydra) is the source of this 2055-nucleotide messenger RNA. RefSeq names its product sodium-independent sulfate anion transporter. The record is from RefSeq and is a predicted model, not a curated record. NCBI's taxonomy places the organism in Eukaryota, Metazoa, Cnidaria, Hydrozoa, Anthoathecata, Hydridae. Gene Ontology annotation, cellular component: plasma membrane. Gene Ontology annotation, biological process: transmembrane transport. Gene Ontology annotation, molecular function: sulfate transmembrane transporter activity.